UGAGGUGAGCCCCGGAGCGCUUGGGCGAGCGGCUCGGCAGACGCGCAGCGUUCCUGCUUGUGCAAGGAAUGGGGUUCGCCCUCAAUUUCAAACCACAUUUUUUGGAGCCAGCUUUUUUUUUUCUUUUUUGUCUUUGUUGUUGUUGCUGCUGGCAGCCCGUCUGUGAGAAAAUGCUCUGGAGCGUCAGGAGUUAACUGCGAAGGCGAGAACAAGACCAGCCAGGUAUAAUGACAGCAGCGGGCGGCAGUGUGGAUGUCAGUUGCCUGAGCAAGGACGAGGUGCGCCAGAUCCUGGGAGUGCUGGAGAGAGACGAGCGCCUGAAGGAGACCGACAAGCAGAGGAUCAGCCAACUCGAGCACACGAGGAGAGAUCUGAGGUGGCUGAGAGGUGUGACUGGACAGUGGUUUGAGGAAAUUAAGAAAGCUAAGUACAAGAAUGAGUCCAACGUGAACAACCUGCUGCAGCAAUCUCUCCGGGUUAAGGACAGGAAGAAGCUAAGAGCAGAGCUUAAAGUGGGGAAGACGAGAGCUGUGGGAGACUGCAGCGAUGACAUGACUGCAGGCGCCGUCUUGAAUGGCAGCCCCUACCGAAAUCGAUUAGCCUCUUUCUUCACCUUAAGGAAAAGGCACAGCACGUACCAGGACGCAGUAAGGAAGCGACUGGGAGAGGAAGCAGAGCCGGACCGGGCGGACACCGGAGCCUCGCACGAUGAGCAGGACAAACAGGCCGCGGAAGGAGACUCUCCCCACCAGACCAGCCGCCCGGACAGACAGCUGGAAGAGGAGGUCUUCACUGUCUUAGGUGACCUCGACAGCAGACUCACUGAACCGGAUCAGGAAAUUCUUGGGAACCCGGGUCCCAACUGGGCUGAAUUAGAACAGAAGGAAGAGCUCAAGCAAGAGGAAGCAGCUGGAUUGGCGCUGCAGGACAGAGACGAGUCGACAGCGUGGCUGUUGCAGGAGGAGCAGAGCCAGCAGUCGACCAAGGAAACCGGUCAUCCGCGCCUGACAGUAACAGCACAACAUGGCACGGCGAAGGGACCAAGAGGCACAGCUGUCACUGACACUGAAGGGAAGGACAGAGUGACACAGGGUCCAGCAGCAGACCUGCAGACGCCGGUGGCUGAGGAACGCCAGGCCGAUUCCGCAGGGAGCAGUGAACAGUGGCCUGUGAUCGACUUGUCUGCGCUGAGGAGGUGCCAGUCACUGACUUCUCUGAGUUCGCAACGUCAAGAAAACGAGAACUUCGAUUCGAUGUCUGGAUUUAUCCCGUUAACCUGUCCAAUCUCCUCCGUUAUGGCUUCGGAUACCAUGAGACUGUUGGCAGGAGACGUGACUCGGCAGAAAAGAGACUUUGCGGAUUCAUACAAACUAGAAUGCAGGGUGGGAGCAAUGGAAAGAGACGCUUUCAAAUGGAAUCGCGCUGUCAGCGUGGACUGCGCUGCCCCACUUACUCGCAGGCAUGCUAUUUCUCAACCUCUUUUCACCCUGAAGAGACAAACGAAAACUGAAAGAGAUGUAUUUUGUGAAACCAACAACCGCCAAGGGAGAAACCUCUCUCCCCACUCUCCAGUUCUUGUAGUGUCCACUGGGAGCAGACAUAGAGAAGGAGCCUGUUGGCUUGUGGGUAGUGACCCUCUGAGCAGUAAAACAGUCGAGAGCCCCGUUUUUGACUCCUUCUCAACUGUCAGGAAAAUGGGAUGUUUUCGAAAUGCAGGAGACAGUAAGGUCAGUUCACCACAAGGAAAGCAUCAGUCUGAGCGUCCUACACAAGACACUCUCAGCCACGGGGGGUUUUCACAGACCAGUCUCUGUAAAGCACACCGCCCCGUGUAUCAGGGGCAGCAGGUCACCGGCCCAGGGUUUCCUCUGAGGAGAUAUAAUUCUGGACUUCUCAGGAGGACCAGCAGUGUUCCUUUUGAUCCCAGCGAGCACUCUCUGCACUCUCCCCCCUGUACCACUCCCUUCACGAGCACUCCCAAAAACAGCCCUGGGGAGCAAGGCAGAGCAACCCAAGAUUCCUACAAGGCACUGACCCUCAGCGCCGAUGGGAAACCACCGCCUUCUCCCCUGAGAUACAGCAGGGCCGGCCUGGGUGAGGACUACGGAGAGAAUGUAGGAUGUAGGAGGCAGUUCUCAAGAGCAGAGUCUCUGCUGUGUCUGUCAGGUGCUGGCUUGAGCCCCCCGCCGCUCGGUCGUGCCUCUGCGGACAGUGGGGCCCAGUGGGGCCCAGCGCAUCACGCGCAAGAUGACGUGGGCUCUCAAGGCCUCGCUCGCCAGCCGUCCCCGGUCGAACGGGACACGCAGCGGGAUUCUAUCCAGGAGAAAUCUACCCGAAAUCCCGUCAACAGUUUUCCCAGCAGAGACAGGAACGCGAGUGAUGGCGAAACCAGCUCAGCGCCACAGCCAAGCCCCGCAGACACUUAUUCUCUUCCUUCCCAAAGAAACAAGUACAAAAGCUCCCCAGGUCCAGGUCUAUCCAGCAGCCCUGCCUCACCGUCCAGAUCCCCCCAGAGUGAAGACGGAUCAAAGGCUUGUUUAUCCCCACAGCAUCACAGCCCCAGCUGUGGGUCCUUGUCCCCACCAAGGCGUUCGUCUGACCAGGAGAUGCAGUGCGACAGCCGCUCUUCCCCUGCCACCCCAGGGGGUGACAGCAGGGCCUUUCCUUACUGGAGGAGUGUUUCUCGGUGGCGUCCCGGCUCACACUUUGUCUUUGAUCUUUACGAAGGAACAACUGACGGCGGCUCGCCCAGAGGUGAGCUUCAGGGCCGCUGCCGAGAUGUGGUUCCUGACCUUUCACCACAAUCCCUCCUUCCUGUGCCCACCAGCAGGUACGGGAGCAGACUGAGCAGUUCCUCCACAAGCAGCUCGGCUCGGGCCUCGCCCAGCAGCACCUCCGAGCAGCUGUCACCUCUUCCUGCCCAUCACAGGAGGGCAAAGUCAUAUGACUUGUACAGGGAUGGCAGCGCCUCGCCGGAAACGGAAGAUGACAGCCCACACGGCGAUGCCCGCUGGCCCCUCGCAGAUAUGAGAUCUGCGUCUGAGAGGAUACACCGCAUAGCGAUGCAGUAUAAUUUGUCUCCCCCACCCCAGGCCGCAAAACAAAAUGACAAGGAGAGUCGUGUCAAAAGGGAUGGGUCUGGCACAAGGUGGGCCACUCUGCCCAAAGAAUCUGCUCCAUUCAAGUCAGAUUUGCCGGGCCUGAUUUCAGACAGUCCACCUGGGAAAACAACAGGUGUGGAGCGGUGCUCCCCCAGUUACAGAAAAUAUGCCUCGCUGCCCCUGACGACUGAAAGCAUUCAAGUUCCUCCCAGACCUCCCACACAUAACACACUUACUGGAAAUGACAGUUACAUCCAUGCUCAUGUGGACAGCAGAGUCCUCGUGCCUGAGGGAAAUGGGGAAGCCAAUCCAAUUAAAAACACAAAUGGACAGAAUGAUGCAGGAGCUCCUCCCCUGAUGAAGCCAUGCGGUCUGACAGAUGAAGGGCGUACUGUAGCUAAGCCCCUCUGGUCUGAUCCCGCAGCUUCAGUAAGGACUCCGGAAAGCAGUCCAUUGGAACAGCCUCUCAAGAAGCGCGUCCUGAACGGAAGCCUCUCGCCGACAGGGAGCAGACAAGACCAGAGAGGUCCACCCGAUGUGGGAGGGGAGCCGUCUUCCACUGUCGGAGCAAACGGCACUGCCCCGUUAGUCAAAGACAGAAAAGUUGAACAGGUCCUAAAUCGCACAAAGAUGACCUUCAGUGCCAGGUGGCGUGAGGAGGAGGUACUUAGAUCAAGGAAAAAGAGCAAGAAGAUGGUGGAGGUCUCGUCGACAAGACCUGAAAGCCCCAGAGAAGUGGACCGGCAUGAAGAGAUAAUCAGGGUGUAUUUAAAGCCUUUGAACAAUAAUAACAAGCUGGUAAAUGAUAAUUACCACCUCCAGUAUUCAAGCGUCCAGCAGACACAUGGACUAAGAAAGGGCAGCGUACCCAAGGACAUGCAGGCCAGUAGUUAUGAAAACCUGAGCAGUCCAGAAAGCAUAAAAGAUAUGAAGGUGAACAGAAACCACUGGCCUUCCAAGGAUUAUGGACCAGUCAAAAAUCAAUGCUUUUCUCCUACGGGUUACGGCACAAUCCCCGGGAGGAGGUCAUCUGCCAGCCCGAGGCUCAGCUGUGACAGAACUGACUUUCUCCUGGAAGAUGUGGAAAACGCGAACGUGGUAUUCCACAGCAGGUCUGCUCGGAAAGACAGCACCUCCCCACACGGAGGCGACUCGCAUCGUGAUGCGGGGGAACAUCCUGCAAACUCAAAAGGUCUGAAAAACCCACGCAGCCCCACCGAGCAUCUCUCAGCAGCAGAAGCACGGCCGAGGCAGGGCCGGUCCUACUCGGUGAGCAGCGUCCACGUCAGCCGGCCGUCUGGGUACGACCAGAUAUCCACAGCCGCAAAACUCACAAGCGAGAAAAGUCUGCAUGCUUUCUCCCGAGCACGGUCCUAUGCCUUCUCCUAUGACCCGGACAAAAACUCGGAGUGUGACAAGACGGGCAGGACUCUUCUUCGCACGAGAAGAGGGUACAAAGUCAAGCCCCCAGAGAUUCCCAUAUACAGCGCAGAGCAGCAGGCUCAGUACCUGGGCCAGAUUAAGAAAUCCCUGACCGUGGGACGGAUCUGGAAGCCGGGCUGCUUUGAGAACCCUACAUCACUGAAGGAUGAAGUCUCUCCCUCCUCCUCCUCCUCCUCCCCAAGAUCAAGGCUGUGGAGCUCUUCCUCCGCCAGCAGCUUCACGUCCCAGGACAGCCCGUCUCCCCAGGGCCUGAUGCCCUGGAGGGGGAGCUACAGGAGCACCCCCUCUGCCUUCGAGGGGUCUGACUCUGACACCACCACCGACGAUGAAUACUACCUGGACGCGGACGAGCGGGACAGAGAAUCAGAACUCUGAAGCCCCGGACCACAUGGGGAUUCUAGUUUUUUACAGACUUUCCCUUCUGUAAAGAGAGGGGUAAAAUUGGCUUGUGGUUGUAGUAAUUGUUCCAGCUUGUUUCUCUUUAUGUUUACUCACUCUUUGAUUUCUUAUUUUCUGCCAUUCAAACCACACUCCAGCUUUAGGCUGUUUUUUUUUUUUCCAGUGUGAUGUUAUCGCCCAGAAAAUCUCAUUAUGACGUCCCAGUGUUCGUUUUUAAGGGUGACAGCAGGUAUUGUUUCAGUUACAGCUUGUAUCUUUUAGCAUCACUGCUGCCAAUAUUCUGUCUGGCUACGACAAAGAGAGCCAAAGAUAAUUCCGUGCUAAGUCUUAGAGUAAAGGUUGCUGUAAAUGCUUGUUCGAAGCUUGAAGUACACUUAGAAAAUUGCACAAUAUAAAAAAUACUUACUGCCAAAGAGUUUAGAGCACUUGACCAUAUUUCCAAAUUCUACAGCAGAUUUCUCCAUUGAAUUCCCUCAGUUGUAAGAGUAGAAACCAGUUUCACAGUUUAAUCUAAUUGUUUGCGUGAUUACUUUGAAAACAAAUAUUUUUGACUAAUUCAUGUUCUUAUUCACCAAACAUAGUAAACCACCAGUGCGUUAAGAUACGUAGCUGCUGUAUAAUUAGACAUUUCAAUCAAGGUGAACCAUUUUUAUAGUCAGACAGUUGUUUUCUUCUUGUACGAUGCACAACAAUUUAGAAAACGCCUUUGAAAAUGAAUCGUGCAUCUUCUCAGAAUAGCACUUCUACAUGUGGAUCUCAACAAAACAAAGGCACUUUAGUGGACGUUCGAAUUAUAUAUUAUAUAUAUUUGUAUUUGACAGGCUUCUGUUAUGGCAGACUGCACCAGCUGUAUUUACCAGCAAAUUAAAAAUGAUGAUGUGUUUUUAGUUUAACCAUCAUGAAACUCCUUUGGUAUUUGUUCUAAAAUGCCUUGCGCUUGUAUGGUACGUCUCAUCCCAAAGGAUCCCAGAGCACUUCACAUGCAGCCCUUCAACUACCCCUGAAGUGCUGAAGCCCCCUAUGAGAGAACAGUACAGCCGUCUCUGUGCCAUUUAGGGAGGCCAGACUGUACAAGCCCAGAGUGGGAUCUAUCCAGGACGCCAGGGUUAACACCCUGCGGAUACAAACAGUGCCUUGGGAACUUAAAUGACCAGAAGCGGUCCGGACAUCUGUUUUAACAUGCUGUCAUUCAAAGGAGAAAACACCAUACAGUAGUGACUCCUGUCGUCACCCUGGCUUGGAGGUGAGGGGGAAGAGCACCACCUACUGGUCCACCAACACCCCUUAUAGCAGCAGCCUGCUCUUCCUUAUAGCAGGGCGGGCGGUUAUGGCCCUGGGGGCUCCUGUGUCUGCACAUUUCCUGGGCCUUUUCAAAGCCGAAGCACAUUAAGGACAAGGGGAAGUCGUUAAAUUGGUGCAGCUGGGGCAGUCCAGACAGCCUUGGUGAGCUCAGGGUACAGGCUGCUGCUGCUGCUCCCCAGUCUAAAUCACAGAGCUUGUGUUUCAUUUUACAUGCUCUGGUGAACAACAACCAGAAGGCACAUGAAAUGUGGGGGAGGGGGCAGGGGGGGUGAAAAAGCUUGUUACUAUUCCUGCUUCUGGUACUAGGGUGGAUUUUUCAAAUUGUGUGCAUACAUAGUUAUUUUGAAAAAAACUUUAAGGGUAUACAUUUCUUUAAAAAUAUUUUAAAUGAAACGGUUCACAGCUGAAUCUUUAUAUCACACUUUUGGUCUGUACAACUAAAAUAUCUGAAUCUCAUUUGAAAUUGUGAACAUUUACAAAAUGUACAGAAUUGCAUAUAUAUAUUUAAGAUGACAGCUAGCGGGUUAUCAUAUUGAAUGUGUCCAUUAUGUUGUACAUGUAUAUUUUUAAUAAUGUCUUAUUUAAAUGUUUUGUGGACAACUGAAUGUAUUUGUUUUUUUUUACUGUUUUAAGUAAGAAUGUAAAUAUGUUAAUGUAAAAUAAAGUAAUAGCUAUAAAUUACAGUUUAAGAUUAUUUUGAUAAAGGGAUAAGCUACAGAGAAAUUGCAUAUAUUUAUAUAAAUAAACUGUUUAAUUUCCUUGUCUGUUGAAAUUAAAGGAAUGAUCUUAAAUUGUUUAUUUUGCUACAGUUUUAUUUGUUUAUUUGUUAUAUAGUGAUGCUUUAUUUUGGUUUGAAAAAAGUGUGCUUGACUGUUUCACAGGAGUGAGAAAAUACUUUUUUUAAAUAAGUAAAGUUUUAAAAUGUGAGUUUAAGCUUUGUUGUCUGGAUCCUUCUUCAUUUUGGUGUUUCAAAUAUGAUUCGCUGAUCUGUAAAAUUCUUUUGUGUAAAGGUUGUGAAUGGUUUUGCAGCUUUGAAAAUGUGGCUGUUAAGAAGAACUGGGGAAAAUGCCCUCUAGUACAAGAUGUUUUGUUUUAGUAAUGCUGUGCAUGAAACAGAAACCAUUUGUAUUUUAUUUUAUCAAAGGGAGCUUGUAACUUAAUUUGUUUUUAUGUUACAUAUAAUGGCAUGAAUUAAGAGCAGGCAGUAGUUCCUAAUGUAAAUUACUGAAUCACUUUUCUGGAGAUGAGCCACUUAUUAAAACAGCACUGUUUGAAUAAUAAAUACCAUUUAGGUUAGGGUUGUUUGAGUUCAGAACAAAAUACCCAGCCAUGUGACUGAAGCCAACACUCUGGCUUCUCUCAAUAAAAAGUUGGAUGAGAAGAAUG
Lepisosteus oculatus (spotted gar) is the source of this 7631-nucleotide messenger RNA. RefSeq lists its product as uncharacterized. Lineage: Eukaryota; Metazoa; Chordata; Actinopteri; Semionotiformes; Lepisosteidae. Gene Ontology annotation, biological process: intracellular protein transport. The record is from RefSeq and is a predicted model, not a curated record. Gene Ontology annotation, molecular function: small GTPase binding.